Molecule: messenger RNA, 782 nt
Organism: Paramacrobiotus metropolitanus
Lineage: Eukaryota; Metazoa; Tardigrada; Eutardigrada; Parachela; Macrobiotidae
Exons: 2
Coding region: 293-679 (128 amino acids)
Source: RefSeq, a predicted model, not a curated record
CAGCACGCAGUGGCAACGGUGCACCGCUCGGCUGCCUCAAGCAGCUCUUUCGACUGUAUGAAGCGUUAUUGUCGAGGGUACGCAUUUUCCAUAACUCAAUGGGCAAAAACUCCAACCACAUGAGAAAUUAUGGUUUUUGGCGAACUGUUUACCACACAACUUUUCUCAUGAAAUCACGUGCUAAUAUUUUGGCCCAUCAUUCGAAUCCUCUCCGGUGUGGAUUAGUCAACGUUUGUUAGAUUGUGAAGGGAAUUUUUAUCUGUUGGAUUGUAUAUCGUUCAACGGCGUGUCCAUGCCGUCCUUUCAAGAUUUACUGGUGAGGAUCCAUAAUCAGCGCACUGUCGAUGAGGAUGUACCGCGCAAAAUGACAUGUCGAACGCCGAGUUCCGCGUCUAGUCACUCCACGCACAGCCAUUCAUCCUCGUCGUCCACGUUCUCGUCCCUGUCGACGGGCAGUACAUCGUCAGCUGCCUCCGAUGACGGCUGGCAGAAGGACAUCGAAAUACGGGAGAUUUAUAAAAGCGGGAAGCUAAAAUUGAUCCCAUUGGAAAAACGGAUCUUUACUCGACAGCGGGAAAAGGCGUAUUAUUGUUUAUUUUGCAUCCACGAUGAGAGCCGUCCAUUUUGGAGCUGUACGAGGAUCACAGGAGUUCCUUAUCGCAUGAGCCACUGCGGGUGAUCACGCUCAGCCAGUGCCAGCACGUUUCCAAUAUCAAUCCCAAUCAGCACUCCUUCACGCUCACACUGGCCAACGAAAUCUACCAGCUGGCCGCGGAGAAUCA